Paraglomus occultum is the source of this 2166-nucleotide messenger RNA. The record is from the annotation of a GenBank genome assembly. NCBI's taxonomy places the organism in Eukaryota, Fungi, Glomeromycota, Glomeromycetes, Paraglomerales, Paraglomeraceae.
AUGAUGCUGAGGCUGUUGGGAAAUCCUUUUGAUGAUCUUGUUGAAAAAGCAACGUCGGAGUUGCUCCCUAGAGGCCAAGAAGACUUGGCAACAAACUACGAGAUUAGUGACCAGAUACGCAGUAAAACUGUGCAUCCCAAGGAUGCCAUGAGAUCACUAAAAAAAAGGAUUGAUCAUAGUAAUCCGAAUGUGCAGUUACUGGCUUUAAGUCUCACUGAUACAUGUGUAAAGAAUGGCGGCACGCAUUUUCUGAUAGAAAUCGCUUCUCGCGAAUUUGUUGACAACCUUGUCUCUAUAGUCAGAAACCCUAUUGGUGUGAAUAUAGACGUUAGAAACAAGAUUCUAGCAUUGAUUCAAUCUUGGGGCUUGACAUUUGAUAGUAAACCUGAGCUACAAUACAUGGCUGAUACUUAUAGGCUGUUGAAAUCGGAAGGCUUGCCCUUCCCAAAGGUAGAAAAGACAACUGCGUUAAUGAUUGACACAGAAACUGCACCCGAGUGGACAGAUAGUGAUGUCUGUAUGCGUUGUCGAACGCCGUUCACUUUCACGAACCGAAAACACCACUGUCGCAAUUGCGGACAGACAUUUUGUGGAGAAUGUUCAUCAAAGACGGUGUCCCUUCCCAAUUUCGGAAUAAAUGAUCCAGUGCGAGUAUGCGAUCCGUGUUUUGGGAAAAGAACACUUAGAAACAGGAGUGCUAGCCUCGACCUAUCCCCAAGUAUCACCAAACCGUAUUUAGUAACACCAACGAUUUCCGCUCCGGCAAGCAAAUCACACUUUUCGGAUGAUGAAGACGAUGAAGACAUCAAGAAAGCCAUUGAACUCUCACUCAAAGAAGCCGAAUCAUCACGUGGUCGAUACACAUCACCACCUAAAAAGAAGCCAGAGGUUAAGAAAGAAGAGAAAGUCGCUGAAGAAGAUGAUGAGGAAUUAGCUGCUGCUAUUGCAGCAUCGUUAAAAGACAUGGAGAACAAUGAGAAGAGGCAAAGUCAGUAUGGAUUCGGAGGAUAUAAACCGAAUUUAACGUAUAAGAGUACUUUCGUGAAUAAUGCGGUAGGAUAUUCGGCAAAUGAGCUGACCUCUUUAGAAACGGAUAAUAUUUAUCAGUUCGCAGAACUGGUUGAUCGGUUGCAAUAUACGGGAGGAGAUUUGAUGCGAGACCGACAAGUUCAGGAUUUGUAUGAUAGAGUUGGUGAGCUUAAACCGAAAUUAACUAAAUCACUCGCUGAAGCGAUACAAAAACACCAGGAGCUGGCUGACAUGCAUGAUAAGCUCGCUCAGGUUGUAAAACUCUAUGACAGUCUUCUUGAUCAACGACUGUCGUCAGCUUACCUGCGUCGCACAUCAGUGUACUCUCCACCCACCCAUCGCACAGCUUCGCUCACAGUCCCGCCUUCUAUGGCGCCUACAUAUCCUUCGAUCACUCCCUCCCAUAACGCGUCAUAUCCAUUGGCCUCUGCACCUUCUCCGUCACCUACAUAUUAUCAUCAGACUGUUACUCCGACCCAGUAUGGGGGGAGUGAAUUUGGCGAUGGGAGAGCGAGACAACAAUUUAUUCAGGAACAGCAAGAUAUGCAACAAGGGAUGAUAUCAGGACAGCAAACUGGUUAUUCGGCAAAUCAGCCGCAGUAUUCAUAUGCAUAUUCUACUAACCAAGGCGGAUAUGGACAAAACGUUGAUGGUGGGCAACCUCCUCAGCAACCUCCUCAGCAACAACCUCCUCAACAGCAGCCUUCUCAGCCGCUUUCUCAGCCGCUUUCUCAGCAGCAACCUCCUCAGCAACAACCUCCUCAACAGCAGCCUUCUAAGCCGCUUUCUCAACCGCUUUCUCAGCAGCAACCUCCUCAACAACAUCCUUCUCAGCCUCUUUCUCAGCAGCAACCUCCUCAGCAAUCUCUUCCCCAGCAGCAGACUAAUGAACAAUCACAACCUCCUCAACAACAAGCUAAUGGCUAUCCACAGCAGCAUUUAUAUCAACCAGAACAAUCACAACCUCUUCAACAAGCCAAUGGCUAUCAACAGCAACAUUCAUAUCAAUUAAAUCAAUCACAAACUCUUUCACAGCAGUCCAAUGGCUAUCAAUCAUACCAGCCAGAACAAUCUUACUCUCUUUCUAUUACGAAGCAAGAACCCAUAAAGGAAACUCCGUUGCUUAUUGAAUUGUAA